CGUUUCGAGAUAAAGACGUCGAAAAUAUUACGCGGAUAAAGUGACCCGCCCCAACGCGACGGCCGCACCGCCUGCCGCUGACGAGAUGCCGGCGCCGGCGACGCCGCGCGGCCUCCUCUCUCCCCCCUCCAGGCCGCAGCCCAUCCUCCCCGUGGCCAGAGCCGUGGUUCCAAUGCAGACCCCGGUCCAGGCCCGAGCGCGGGCACAGCCUGUCGCGCUCGCCAGGUCCAAGCGCCUCGACGACACGCUCGCCGCUGGCUUCGUCCGCCUCCUUAACGCUACCCCCGGACAGGGCGAGGAUGCCUCCGGCGGAGGAGGAGGCGAGCGCUACGACCCCAAGCCGGGGGAUUUCGUGGUCGGGGUCGUGGUCUCCGGCACCGAGGCGCGUCUCGACGUCGCCGUCGGCGCCGACCGCCUCGCCACGCUCCUCGCCAAGGAGCUCCUCCCGCUCCACCGCGCCGGCGCUGAACCGGCGGCGGGAGCGGCUGCGCCUCGGCCGGGGAGCGUGGGCGUCGUGGCGAGCCCCGACGUGGACGAGGAGGAGGCGGUCCGGAAGCAGAAGCGCGGGAGCAGGGCGCUGGUGGCGCCCGGUACGGUGGUGUUCGCGGAGGUGCUUGGCCGGACGCUCAGCGGGAGGCCGCUGCUGUCGGCGCGGCGGCUCUUCCGGCGCCUCGCGUGGCACCGCGCCAGGCAGAUUAUGCAACAUGACGAGCCAAUUGAGGUUAAAAUUUACCAGUGGAACACCGGGGGUCUACUCACAAGAAUUGAGGGGCUGAGAGGAUUCCUUCCUAAAUUUGAGCUCAUGGAUAGGAUAAGUACGUUUGCAGACUUGAAAAACAAAGUUGGCCGCAGCAUAGGUGUGUGCAUUACAAGGCUCAAUGAAGAAACUAAUGACCUGAUAAUAAGUGAAAAGAAAGCAUGGGAAAUGACUUAUCUUAAAGAAGGAACUCUCCUACAAGGGACUGUUCGCAAGAUUUUUCCAUAUGGUGCACAAGUUAGGAUAGCUGGGACAAACAGAUGUGGAUUAUUGCACAUCUCCAACAUUAGUCGAGGCCGUGUUUUGUCAGCAUGUGACAUCCUGAAGAUAGAUGAUGAGGUGAAAGUUCUCGUGAUCAAGUCAAAUGUCCCGGACAAAAUUGCCCUCAGCAUAGGAUACCUCGAGAGUGCACCUGGUUUGUUUCUUUCUGACAAAGCGAAGGUGUUCUCAGAAGCUGAGGAGAUGGCAAAGAGAUACAGGGAGCAACUUCCAGUUAUUUCUCAGAACACUAAGUUAGAUGAUGGCCUUCCAGGAGGAACAAUUCCAUUUGAUGACGAAGCUACACUAUAUGCAAACUGGAAAUGGUUCAAAUUUCUGCAGCAUAGCAAACCUGGUGACGACAGCAAUGGAACAUAGAUGCAGCUUCUGUACAUCUCACCCACUGCAUAUUGUGACAAAAAUUUGCAUCCUGUUGAAAAAUGCGACAACAAAGGUUACAAAACAGGUGACAGCAUCUAUAUAUUAAGCAUAUGUAGCGGAACCAUCGCUAGACGACCUGAAGAAGCAGCAGUUCGUGGUGAUUGCAGUGGCAGCUCCCAUAACCCAGACCGAUGACAAGAAAAAGGAAAUCUCGGCAAACAGAAUUGUCUCGCUUUCCCAGUUUCUGUUGUGCUCUCUUGUGAUGCUGUUGUAAUCUGUGUUGUUCCCUCUCUUUCUGCUAGGGCUGCAUGCUCAUGUACCUGAUCACUGUAUCCUGGAAACGGGAGAUAGACGCUUGAUCUUAGUUAUUCAGGUCGGCAUACUUAUCCCACCGGUGACCUGUCAUGAAAAGAAUUGUCUUGCUGCUAAA
Phragmites australis (common reed) is the source of this 1826-nucleotide messenger RNA. Its product is annotated as protein PIGMENT DEFECTIVE 338, chloroplastic-like. The coding region runs from base 86 to 1393 and encodes 435 amino acids. Gene Ontology annotation, biological process: RNA stabilization. Lineage: Eukaryota; Viridiplantae; Streptophyta; Magnoliopsida; Poales; Poaceae. The record is from RefSeq and is a predicted model, not a curated record. The transcript is spliced from 8 exons. Gene Ontology annotation, molecular function: RNA binding.